CAAGGUGACCCUUGACUUACUCCUCAGACAGCUAUUAAACAGGCAAGAAGCCGAAGGAGUACCUUUACUUCAUCACUUUCCUGCUCUUGGAGGACUUUUACAGAACAUCAGGAUUCACAUAUAAAGUUCUCCAUAGUGAAAAUAUGGACCACAAAUUGUUUUUUGGCAUAACCUUGAUGGUGGGAUCUUGGAUGCUGGAUGGAACGGCAAGCCAAGUUUCCGCACAGUCUUUCACAACAAACAUCACCAACACAGCCUGUGGAAACACCAAGCAGUGUCUGAGCAGCCCGAUGUCCUGCAACCCAAUGGGCAACACAUCAUGUCUGUUUGCCUCCGUCUCGCUGCAAGGAAACAACAUGACUGUGGAGCUUCAAGGGUAUUCUCCUGGGUACAUCGCACUGGGACUCAACGCUGCAAACGCAACACAAAACGCUACGGUGUUUGCCUGUGCCAAUAUAAACAGCAAUGUCUCCUUAUUCACCACCAUGUUCACCAACAGCUCCCUGGUCCAAAUGAGCACAGUCAAUGUGAGCUCAAUUCAAGGCUCAGCCAAGGGGACCCUCCUUCAGUGCAUCUUCAGUGUCACUAACUUCAGCUCCUUGCUCAUGAUCAGUGGUGGUGUCACUAGCGUUUAUGGCUUCCUCGCUACUGGAAAUGUCACCAACAGAACACUGCAAGCUCCAGUCAUACAGCUGCAACCUAGUCUGCUGGUUCUGUCCAACACCACCAGUGCCACCAUUACCACCCCAACCAUGAGCAGCCCUCCGACCGUCAUUGUCGCACAGCCUCUCAUUACAAACAUCACCAACACAGCCUGUGGAAACACCAAGCAGUGUCUGAGCAGCCCGAUGUCCUGCAACCCAAUGGGCAACACAUCGUGUCUGUUUGCCUCCGUCUCGCUGCAAGGAAACAACAUGACUGUGGAGCUUCAAGGGUAUUCUCCUGGGUACAUCGCACUGGGACUCAACGCUGCAAACGCAACACAAAACGCUACGGUGUUUGCCUGUGCCAAUAUAAACAGCAACGUCUCCUUAUUCACCACCAUGUUCACCAACAGCUCCCUGGUCCAAAUGAGCACAGUUAAUGUGAGCUCAAUUCAGGGCUCAGCCAAGGGGACCCUCCUUCAGUGCAUCUUCAGUGUCACUAACUUCAGCUCCUUGCUCAUGAUCAGUGGUGGUGUCACUAGCGUUUAUGGCUUCCUCGCUACUGGGAAUGUCACCAACGGAACACUGCAAGCUCCAGUCAUACAGCUGCAACCUAGUCUGCUGAUCUUGUCUAACAUCUCCACCACUACUGCUUCCCCAACCACCAGCAGCAGCCCUCCAAUCUCCAUUGUCACACAGUCUCUCACUAAAAACAUCACCAACGCAGACUGUGGGAAGACCAAGCGGUGUCUCAGCUUUCCAGAAUCCUGCAACCCAGCGGGCAGCACACCUUGUCUUUUCACCUCCACCAACUUCACAGCACAGGGCAACGUGGCCUUUGAGCUCCGAGGGGAGUCCCCAUCCCCUGGGUACAUCGCAGUGGGACUGAGCAACAGAAGCUCAUUGCAAAAUGGCUUAAUGUUUGCCUGCGCCCAACAAAAUAGCACCAUCUCCAUCUACAACAUCCUGGUGAAAAAUAAUGAGCUGUUCCAGAACAACAUGGUCAGUCUGAGCUCAGGUCAGGGCUCCUUCAGCAGGAACAUCACUCAGUGCACCUUCACUGCCAACUUCAGCUCUGCAGUCUUAACUCGAGCAUCUACCUUGAGCUUUUACGUCUUGCUUGCUAAUGGCACCAUCAUCAAUGGAACACUGCAGGCACCAAAUGUUCAGCUGUCCUCAAACCUCGUGGACCUUUCAACUAGUGGCAGCACUUCACCUAUUUACUCUAUCUUGGCUCUGCUAAUACCACUCAGUGUGGUGACCUUUCAGCUGUUUUGAGGACCUGAAAACAACCAGAUGAAGACAACAGGGUGAUCAAUGUAGGGUCUAUCCUCCCUGAACUCAUGAUACUCUUCUAGAAAAUGUUACUGUACAAAGUUAAAAUGUCAUAUUUCUAUGUGAAUCAUGUUUUUUCCUUAGCUUUACAAUCAUCUGGAGAGUUCUACUUGGCUGUGUCCUGUCUUUUCGAAAAUAUGAAUCUCCUAAAGAGCAUUUAAUUCUAUACAAAUUUCUAGCCAAUAAUUUUCUUUACAUUGUUUAUAUAAUACUUAAUAUGAAUGAAGCAAAAGCUAUAUGAAGGUUUUUAAAAGUUACUCUGAAUUCAUAUGGGAUUGACUCAGAGCUCAAAUGAAGCCACUGCUUGGUGGAAAACUUUUCCUUCUUUCACUGCCUUUACGCUUCACUGUGAAAAAGACAUUACAGUUGGAAUAUUUUUGUAUUAAUGGUCAUUUUAUUAAAGAAUGUUUAACUGUCUGAGGAGAUUCAAGAUGAUAAACUGUAAGGCUAUAAGCUAGAAAAGCAAUGACAUAACAGCCUGUUUUUCAUUUCACCACAUAACACAUAUAAAGGAAUCCUCAGCCGU
Molecule: messenger RNA, 2505 nt
Organism: Scleropages formosus (Asian bonytongue)
Lineage: Eukaryota; Metazoa; Chordata; Actinopteri; Osteoglossiformes; Osteoglossidae
Exons: 15
Coding region: 144-1922 (592 amino acids)
Biological process (GO): regulation of glutamate receptor signaling pathway; regulation of postsynaptic membrane neurotransmitter receptor levels
Source: RefSeq, a predicted model, not a curated record